UGAAAACGUUUAAGACUGCGUCAGUUAACAAACUUGUUUUUGUUGUCUUGUAAGAUAGACGGUAAUCAAGUCAAAAAAAAAAUAUAUAUAUAUAUAUAUAUUCCAAAUUAAAGAGAAUGAAUUUCUACGGCUUGUGCUUCCUAUUUUUUGUCACAAUAACAUUAUCAUUUGCAACUGACACUAAAUCUGAUGAUGGUAUCAAGGUAUACAAGCGAUUGAUUCCUGCCGAUGUCUUAAGAGAUUUUCCUGGAGUAUGCUUUGCAUCAACGAAAUGUGCUAUGUUUGAACCUGGAAAGCAAUGGGACUUGAAGCCAUUCUGCGGACGAUCUACAUGUGUUAAACCAGAAGAUGGAUCACCGAGAUUGCUCGAAUUAGUGGAAGAUUGUGGUCCUUUGCCUAUUGCCAAUGAUAAAUGCAAGUUGGAUACCGAAAAAACAAACAAGACAGCUGAUUUCCCAUACUGUUGUCCUCAAUUCACUUGUCAGGAUGGUGCCAAAUUGGAAUAUCCAGAAAUUAAAACCUCUUCUUAAAUUUAAAAUUUAAUUUGCAGUGAUUUAAAGUUAUUACAACGAAUUUCUAAAAUAUAAUGUUGGUAUUUUUAGAGCUAUCGAGAGCACUUUUAUAAUAUGUAUUCCAAUUUUUUUUUUUUUUGAUAUUAAAAAAUGAGUAUUGAAACA
Messenger RNA from Culicoides brevitarsis, 677 nucleotides. RefSeq lists its product as uncharacterized. The record is from RefSeq and is a predicted model, not a curated record. NCBI's taxonomy places the organism in Eukaryota, Metazoa, Arthropoda, Insecta, Diptera, Ceratopogonidae. The coding region runs from base 117 to 530 and encodes 137 amino acids. The transcript has 3 exons.